Penicillium cosmopolitanum is the source of this 678-nucleotide messenger RNA. RefSeq lists its product as uncharacterized. Bases 1 to 678 code for a protein of 225 amino acids. The transcript has a single exon. Lineage: Eukaryota; Fungi; Ascomycota; Eurotiomycetes; Eurotiales; Aspergillaceae. The record is from RefSeq and is a predicted model, not a curated record.
AUGUCUACUCACCAGUCUUCUUCCCACAGACCACCGAAAUCAAUCCGCAGUCCAACUUUGAUAAGGAAGGCGAAGCCCCAGCCCCAGUUCCAGUUCCAGCAGGCCCAGGCCCCGGUUGAUAAGACUGAGCUGGCCAAGCGAUUGGAAGUUGUUGAGAAGGAGCGCUUUCAAGAGGGGCUGACGCUGCUGAAUGAGGAGUGGCAGGAACUGGAGGCUUUGAAGUUGAUGGAUGAGAGUGCGAAGAAGGGGGAUGAUAUGGGUAAGGGUAAGGCGAUAGUUAAGAAGGCUUCAAAGCCAGGCCCUACUCCUACUCCUGCUCCUAUUCCUGCUCUUAGCCGUGGCCCGGGCCCAGUAUCCAAGGCACCUGCCGUACCGGCAAUUUUGUCCUCGAUUGAGGCUAUUUGUGAAAGUUACAGUAACAAAGGCUCUGCUUGUUCAGAACAUCAGAGUUUCCACACGGCGAGAUCAGACUGUACUAAUGAGAGUUUUCAUACUGCGCUGGGCGGGUCUGACGGCGACGGUGAGGGUGAGAAGGAGGCAGAGGCAGAGGCAGAGGCGGAGAAGGCGCUUCUGAAUUCGAGGAAAAUUUGCGAACAUUGGCAGGUGGAGCUUGAUCGGGGUCAGGAUGAACGGGCUGAUUCUGCCAUACGGGAUAUUGCUAAUAUUGGGAGGGAGUGA